UUGUUUUUGUUUGUUGAAUUUUCAGUUUUCUUUUGACUUUUUGUUUGAAGUUUGAGUGGUCUGGUUGGUGGUAACUGGUCUGGUAUUUACUUCCACCAUGGUAACUGGUAACUCUGGUUCUGGUAGCCAGUCCAGUAGUGCAAGUGCAGUGGUAUGGUAUUGGUAAAACUCUACUGACUGGUCUAAGUUAUAGGAGGCUAUGUGAAGAAACCUAAACCUAAGAAGUUUGUUUGAGAUAUAGGCUAGUUUUAUUUAAAUUAUUGUAAUAUAAAUAUUCUCAAGAAAUAGUGUUUAAGCAGAUUUUGGAAAGAAGAUUACUUCCACCCUCAGGCUCAGACCUCUGAGCAAUACUACAGUGUUGUUAAUGAAGAAAAGUGGCAAAAGACUUUCCCAGACUUAGAGAAAAUAAACUCAAGUUCCUCGCAGUAAAGCUUCAUAUAAUGUCUGACAUAUGGUUGUACUACGAACAGCAGAUAAAAAUGAAGUGGCAAAAGACUUUCACAGACUUAGAGAAAAUAAACUCAAGUUCCUCGCAGUAAAGCUUCAUAUAAUGUCUGACAUAAGGUUGUACUACGAACAGCAGAUAAAAUGAAGUGGCAAAAGACUUUCCCAGACUUAGAGAAAAUAAACUCAAGUUCCUCGCAGUAAAGCUUCAUAUAAUGUCUGACAUAAGGUUGUACUACAAACAGCAGAUAAAAAUGAACUGGCAUUAGCUUUCCCAGACAUAGAGAAAAUAAACUCAAGUUCCUCACAGAAAAGCUUCAUAUAAUGUCUGACAUAAGGUUUACGAACAGCAGAUAAAAAUGAAGUGGCAAAAGACUUUCCCAGACUUAGAGAAAAUAAACUCAAGUUCCUCGCAGUAAAGCUUCAUAUAAUGUCUGAGAUAAGAUUGUACUACGAACAGCAGAUAAAAAUGAACUGGCAUUAGCUUUCCCAGACAUAGAGAAAAAUAAACUCAAGUUCCUCACAGAAAAGCUUCAUAUAAUGUCUGACAUAAGGCUGUACUACAAACAGCAGAUAAAAAUGAACUGGCAUUAGCUUUCCCAGACAUAGAGAAAAAUAAACUCAAGUUCCUCACAGAAAAGCUUCAUAUAAUGUCUGACAUAAGGUUGUACUACGAACAGCAGAUAAAAAUUACAUUCUAUUAAACACUAUAUAAAGAACAGAUGAAAGUAAAUUAUUGCUCUGUGAAACUAUUAAAUUACUGUACAAUUAACAUUUAUGCGGUAGGAUUUAAAAUAUCUUCAACACAACAAGAUUUAAGCAAGAAAUGUUUUAAUAUUGUUGAGAUCUCUAUGUAACAUACAAAUCAUAACUGACAAAUUAAGUUAUCUAUUUACUUACUAGGUAAUCUGACAAGUACUAUAAAGUUAGGAAGUAAAUAUGUUAAAGCUUCCGUAUAAGUGUGCAUUUUGUAAAAUAAUUGUUUCACCUCAGUGGAAAAUGAGGAAUCAUAUAUUGGAACAUACGGGUGAGUGCCCCUUUAAAUGUUUGAUAUGUGAGAGAACCUUUAUCAAACUACAUCAAGUAAAGAGUCAUUUGUUAAAACACUCUUGGGAGAGCCCUUAUAAGUGUGAUUCAUGUGGAAAGUUCUUAUCAGCCAAAAGCGAUUUGAGAAGACAUGCAAUGGUUCAUACUGGAGAGCGGCCUUAUAAGUGUGAUACAUGUGGAAAAUCCUUCACAACCAAAGGCAAUUUGAAUAGUCAUACAUUGGUUCAUGCUAGAGAGCGACCUUAUUAUAAGUGCACUACGUGUGGAAAAUCUUUUACAACCAAAAGCAAUAUGAAGGACCAUACAAAGGUUCAUUGUGGAGAGUGGCCUUAUAAGUGCACAACAUGUGGAAAAUGCUUCACAAAAAAAAGAAACAUGAAGGACCAUACAAAGGUUCAUACGGGAGAGCGGCCUUAUAAGUGCACUACAUGUGGAAAAUCCUUUAAAAAGAACUGCGAAUUGAAGAGGCAUACAGUGGUUCAUACUGGAGAGCGGCCUUAUAAGUGCACUACAUGUGGAAAAUCCUUUAAAACCAACCACGAAUUGAAGAGGCAUACAGUGGUUCAUACUGGAGAGCAGCCUUAUAAGUGCACUACAUGUGGAAAAUCCUUUAAAACCAACCACGAAUUGAAGAGGCAUACAGUGGUUCAUACGGGAGAGCGGCCUUAUAAGUGCACUACAUGUGGAAAAUCCUUUAAAACCAACCGCGAAUUGAAGAGGCAUACAGUGGUUCAUACGGGAGAGCGGCCUUAUAAGUGCACUACAUGUGAAAAAUCCUUUAAAACCAACCACGAAUUGAAGGGGCAUACAGUGGUUCAUACGGGAGAGCGGCCUUAUAAGUGCACUACAUGUGGAAAAUCCUUUAAAACCAACCACGAAUUGAAGAGGCAUACAAAGGUUCAUAUUGGAGAGCGACCUUAUAAGUGUGAUACGUGUGGAAAGUCCUUCACAACCAAAUACUCUUUGUAUAAACAUACAUUGGUUCAUACUGGAGAAGCAGAGGUGCCCAUCCCCCCCAAACCCAGAGGCGCAACCCCCGCCCCCCCCAAGCCAAAGGAGUAGUUCUCCCCCCCAAUUUAUGCUGCCGUCUAUUUAAACCUACCCUCCCCCCCCACCAAUUUAUCUGACAAUUUUCCCAUUACCUCAUAAAACGAGCAUUCCAAUUUAGUAUUUAGUAAACUUGAGGUAAAGAAAAACAAACUUGCUGAUAAUAAAAAUUAAAUGUUUAAUAGGAAACGUUAACAACAUUUAACAAUACUUCAUCAGGUAUAUCUAACUAAUGGACGAAUUAGAAGUGUUUCAAUUUACAUUUCAGAAUCUCUAUUGUCAGCUAACAUGUGCUCAGUACUGCAAUAACGUCUUCAAAACGUACAACAAUAUACUGUACUAGGUGAAUUACUCUACUCCAACACAGUAUUGUAACUGUACAAUAUAUUAGGUGGCGUUAAAUUUUACAGAGAAAGAAUCUCAGAGAAGAAUUUUAAGAAAUCAAACCGCUUUAAAAAUGCAUUAAUAAUACUUUGGCAAAGUUUUUUUUUUUCAAAAUUAUAGGCAGUCACGAAAUAAGACAGACUUGUUGCUCGCCACUCCCUGGCUCUACAAACACCGCCACUCCAAACAACACACUCCAAAAACUCGAUUUUACUCUACAAAAAUUGCCAGGCAAAAUACCCACAAAAGGUUUUUGUGACGAAGUAAUCUUAUAAUUAAUUUUGAUAGCCCCAGGAUUGCCUUUUAUGACUAAUAAUGGUAGAAACGCAUCUUGUCAGACAAUCUGUUUAUACACAAAACACGAAACGAUAACAGAUAGGCCUAUCAAUUCACGUGAGUAUAUUGCCGCAGGCAGGACUGGAAGUAAACUGAAUCAGGUUAUGACGGAAAGACGUGGUCUCUGGAUUGUCGUCUGUGUUAUCAAAAGCUGAUAUUGGACUAGUUGUAGUGACGGAGGAGAGUGUUGAAAAUAUAAUGGGAUUCAUAAUUGAGUUUUCCAUUUAAAAUUAUUGACAAUAAUAACCAAUUUAUCUGCUGGAUAUAAAUUAUGGUCUCGAAAUUCUACAGUACUGCACGAAAGGAAAUUUAUUAAAUACUUUGAGGAGUUUGAAAUAUAUAAAUACAUAAAACUAGGGACAGCGCAAAAUUUUUGAGUGAAAACACUCAAUUAAUUAUGAAUCCAAUUAUACUUUUAACACUCUUCUCAGUCACUACAAUAGUCCUAUAUCAGCUGGUGACAAUGCAGACGACAAUCCAGAGACCACGUCUGUCCGUCAUAACCUGAACCUGAUUCAGUUUACUUCCAGUUCUGACGACGGCAAUAUAUACGCGUGAAUUGAUAGGCCUAUCUGUAAUCGAUUCGUGUUUUGUGUGGUGGAGGUAAAGAACCACCAAAACAUAUGUAGCAAAUAAAAUUCGACACUGACACUGGUAUAUUAAGGAUUGUCUUACAAGGUGCGUUUUUACCAUUCUUAGAAGCAAAUCUUAAUUACGAAUGGCAAAAUGUUAUUGGUGUUGAUAGUGAGCUACUUAGAAACACUUUUUCGGGCUGCUUAUACAAAAUUAUUCAUUCAUUAUGACAGCUAGCAAAAAACAUCCCCCCCCAAAAUCCCCUCAAAAAAGUCCCCCCCCCCAAAAAUUCCUGUGGCGCAAACGCGCCACAGUACCCCCCCUCUGGGCACCCCUGUGGAGAAGCAUCUCAUAAGUGCACUACAUGUGGAAAAUCCUUCAAAUUCUAUAACAAAUUGAGAAGACAUACAUUGGUGCAUACUAGAUAAGGAUCUUAUAAGUGACGUACAUCCUUCGCCAUCAAUAAGAAAAUUAAGAAACAUAAUUUGAUUCAUGCAGGAGAGCGAUCUCAUAAGUGCACCACAUAUGAAAACUUCUAUAGAAUUAUAUAAGUUAAAUUUCGAAGAAUUUUAAACAAUUGAAAUUAAUUCUUUACACUUAUUCAAGGGAACAUACAUUGUUACAUGGUAGAGAGCAACUUUACAUAUGUAGGACAUGCAAAGUGUUCUUUUACUUAUAAUUUACAUUGUAGCAGACUUGUAUUAAAUAUUGAUAGCCUUGAAUGUACUUACAGUAUAAGUGUAUGUUGUCCUUAAAUGUCAAAGAGACUAGACAUACCAGAGUACCAAGUUGAAAGUUACAGUUGUUCAACCUUAUUAAAAAGAGAAUAUAAUUUACAGUUUGUACAAAACCAUCAAGGAUAUUGUUUUACAAAUUGCAGUAAAAAGCUUACUGUAUUAAACUUAUUGAUCUCUUAAGUUAAUAAAAUUUUUGUUCAAGUGGUC
Macrosteles quadrilineatus (aster leafhopper) is the source of this 4775-nucleotide messenger RNA. RefSeq names its product gastrula zinc finger protein xLCGF3.1-like. Gene Ontology annotation, biological process: regulation of transcription by RNA polymerase II. The record is from RefSeq and is a predicted model, not a curated record. Gene Ontology annotation, cellular component: nucleus. The coding region runs from base 1384 to 2553 and encodes 389 amino acids. NCBI's taxonomy places the organism in Eukaryota, Metazoa, Arthropoda, Insecta, Hemiptera, Cicadellidae. The transcript is spliced from 8 exons. Gene Ontology annotation, molecular function: RNA polymerase II cis-regulatory region sequence-specific DNA binding; DNA-binding transcription activator activity, RNA polymerase II-specific.